This is a messenger RNA of Rubroshorea leprosula, 1195 nucleotides long. The record is from the annotation of a GenBank genome assembly. Lineage: Eukaryota; Viridiplantae; Streptophyta; Magnoliopsida; Malvales; Dipterocarpaceae.
UUAAAAUCUUGAUGCUGUACAAUGACCUGGUGCCAUUUACGGAUCCACUCUGUGAGUCAUUACAUCCACCGGGUGAACACAAACGUGACGAUCCACGUCAGGAUGGUCACUGUCAUUAUGAUGUUGAGUAUGCAGAUGGCGGUUCAUCUCUUGGAUUCCUUGUCAGGGAUGUGUUUGCUUUAAACUACAAAAAUGGAGCUCCACUUAACCCUCGUCUAGCUCUUGGAUGCGGGUAUUAUCAACCUUCUGGCACAUCUCAUCAUCCUUUGGAUGGAGUCCUUGGCCUUGGCAGGGGGAAAACCAGCAUCGUGUCUCAGCUUUACAGCCAAAGUCUGGUGAGGAAUGUUGUUGGGCACUGCUUGAGUGGAAGAGGAGGAGGUUUUCUCUUCUUUGGGGAUGGCCUCUAUGAUUCUUCACCCAUUGUUUGGACAUCAAUGUCUUCAGAACAUCCGAAAUCAUACUCGCCUGGGUCUGCAGAGCUGGUUUUUAGUGGGAAAACAACUGGAUUAAAAGAUCUCAUUGUAGUUUUUGACAGUGGGAGUUCUUACACCUACUUCAAUUCUCAGGCAUAUCAAAAGUUACUGGAUUUGAUGAACAAGAAACUAGCUGGAAAGCGCUUGAAGAAAGCAACAGAUGACCAGACACUCCCUCUCUGUUGGAAACGCGUGGGCGGGAGGCCUUUCACAAGCGCGCAUGAUGUCAGGGAAUUCUUCGAGCCCAUUUCCCUUGUCUUCACAAGUAAUGGAGCCAAGACUCAGUUUAAAUUACCUCCUGAAUCUUAUCUAAUAAUAUCAAACAAGGGAAAUGUUUGCUUGGGAAUCCUUAAUGGUACCGAAGCAGGUCUGAAAAACUUAAAUGUCAUUGGAGACAUAUCUAUGCAAGACAGAAUGGUGAUAUAUGACAAUGAGAAGCAGUUGAUUGGAUGGGCUCCUGCUAAUUGUGACCAGCUUCCCAAGCCUAAAUAUGCUUAUACAAAAUGAAGACACAAGUCUUCCCCAUUAAUUGUCCACCUGUAACUGUAUUAGGAUACAAUUAUUUCCAAAACGGAAUGAGUCCCACUUUCAUUAGACUGAAUACUUGUAAGUCAUAGCCAGAGCAGAAGCUGUGUUACCCAUUGUAAAUAUGUGUAUGCGUAUUGUUGUUGUUUUAAGAAAAAAGUAUCAAUAGAUAUCUAUAAGAAAAAGAAAUGUUUAGA